AACCCCACCCAUAUAUGUCGACUGAUUUCUUUUCCUGAGUUGUUGUAUUUUAGCUCAUUGGCUAAGUAGCAGCGUUUGUCCGCUCUGUCUGGAGCAGAUGUUUGCUUUCCUUUCCAAAGAACAUGUUUCCGAGGUCUCCAGUGUUCUCUCACAAGCACGGGCAAGUUAAUGGUUUGUUCCCCCAGCGUGUUGUCCCCCACACCUUCUCACAUCAGCAACGAACUGAAACCCACCUGAAUCUCAGCGACACACGCUUGCAUGGCCACCCUUUGAUCGUAUUCCCUCUUAUCCCAAAAUACCAGUGGAUAGCAGCACCGGAAAUUUCUCGCACCGAUCCACACAGAUCUCGGAAGAGGAAAAGUGAUGGAAACAUUCAGAAUGACCUGAAACGGCAGCGCUUCAGUUCUUCCCAUCCAUAUGGACAACCGGUCAAACCAGGCACUUUCAGCCCAGUGCGUCAGGGAGAACUGGGCCAGACCAGUGGGCUCGUGAGGGAGGUCUGUUCUUCUCCUCACCCUCCUAUACCCCCUCCAGUCACCUCGAAAUCACCGUGCAGUGUGCCAUUUCUCAAGGAGUCCAGUCAGAAUUCCUUUCCGGCACACGUUGUCAAAGAUAAGCUGAGCCAGCAGAUUCUGGAUCUGUUCCACUCUUGUGAGCAGCAGCGUGAGGACUUGGAGAAGAAGGAAUUCUGUCGUGCGCAGUUGCAGAUAGACAUUCAGAGACUCUUCCCAUGUGCCAGGAUAUUCCUGGCAGGGUCGUCUCUGAACGGCUUCGGUAGUCGGACCAGUGAUGCUGAUUUAUGCCUUGUUGUUCAAGAGGGUCCAAUUAACCAGAAAACGGAUGCAGUGCACAUACUCAGUCUUGUUCAGAAGCUGCUAUACAAGCUGUCUUACAUCGAGAGACCUCAGCUCAUCCGAGCGAAAGUGCCGAUACUGAAGUUCAGGGAUCGACUCAGUUGUGUGGAGUUUGAUUUGAAUGUUAACAACACUGUGGGGAUCAGAAACACUUUCCUGCUGCGGACGUACGCAUACCUUGACAAGCGUGUUCGCCCCAUCAUCCUUGCGAUCAAGAAGUGGGCGAGUCAUCACAGAAUUAACGAUGCAAGCCGUGGAACCCUGAGCAGCUACACACUGGUCCUGAUGGUUCUACAUUACCUCCAGACUCUUCCGGAUCCUGUCAUUCCUUGCCUUCAAAAGGAUUAUCCAGAGUGUUUCAGCCCUGUAAUGGAUCUUCAUCUUGUACCAGAUGGACCCAAGAACAUUCCUCCUUUUGUUUCGAAGAACCAGUCAUCUCUUGGAGAUUUACUCCUUGGCUUCCUGAAAUAUUAUGCCACAGUUUUCAGAUGGGAGAAAUAUAUCAUCUCUGUUCGUGAAGCAAAAGCUCUGCCCAAGGCAAACUGCUGGGAAUGGAGAAGCAAGUUCCUUUACGUAGAAGAACCGUUCGAUGGCUCGAACACGGCCAGAGCAGUUCAUGAGAAAAUCAAGUUUGAUGCCAUCAAAGCAGUGUUCACAGAGUCCUGGCAGGUGCUGGAAGUGAGGAAGGAUCUGAACUCCAUUUUACCCAUCAGACAAACAAUCCCGAAAAGAUAACCCAAGCCCAGUCUGCAAUUAUGAACUUUUUUUUUUUUUUAAUCAAGAAUGCAGAACCAUCGUCGUGAUCUUUUAAACACGGCGACCAUCUUGAACCACUUUCCUUGCAUCCCCACCACCUUUACACAGUACCUGUUUAAGUUGAAGGCAGAUGUUGAAGAAUUCUCUGAUCUCGCCCCAUGUUCCUCAUCAUGUCCUUGGGCACGUUCCUGUCCAAGUUCUCUCUUUUGUUGCACAAUGUUUCUCAAAGUGGCUCCUCAGGUUCUCUCCCCAAACACUUCAUGCUUCAUUAAUCUGUUCUGUAUUUCUUCAAUGAAAUAUAACGAGCACCUGAUCUCUGAUUUGACGUCUGGUUUAUGACACGUUAUUUCAUACCUGACCUCUCAAAGCCAAGCAUUACUCGCUUUGUUCUGUCACUUCUUUUACAUUCUGUACAGUCUUUUUUAAAUGUUUAUCUAAAGAAUUAAAAUGUCCUAAUUUAAA
Molecule: messenger RNA, 2072 nt
Organism: Neoarius graeffei (lesser salmon catfish)
Lineage: Eukaryota; Metazoa; Chordata; Actinopteri; Siluriformes; Ariidae
Gene: tent2
Product: terminal nucleotidyltransferase 2
Exons: 15
Coding region: 123-1589 (488 amino acids)
Cellular component (GO): cytosol
Molecular function (GO): poly(A) RNA polymerase activity
Source: RefSeq, a predicted model, not a curated record